AAUGUCAUCUAAUCUGAAGGAUAUACCUCCACCUCAAAUUAUUGGCAAUACUGGCCACAUAGUUGAGCCUCAUGUUGGUUGUGUUCGAGAACUUCCGUCAUAUCAACCGUAUGAGCAUUUAGUCGAGGAUGGCAUUUAUAAAGAAGGGGUUAGCGACAAAAUAGUUACCUUUCUGCGUCGAGUAUUGGAAGUUUUACUCUCAGUAGUCACCUGCGGUUGCUUUCCGGGCUGGAAAGUAAUCGAUGCUCGGGCUGUUAUGAGAGACAGCCAUAUGAUUGAACAGGAGCGGGCUGCUUUACGCCUUCUUUUACAACAAGACUACGACAUAUUGGAUGAAAAUUGCAUGCGAUCUUUGGUGACUUUGGCCUAUUCUGACAGUGCCCACCUUCAACAUUGUGCAGCCCUGUUUUACCAUGAAUGGGGUAAUAAUCAUAAAGAGGCCAUAGCGGAUGCAAAUAGCGAUCAGCUUGCACCUUUAGCUUCUUUAUUAUCUUCAAUUAAUUUUGAAGGUGUUGUAAAGACUGCUAUAAGGGCAGCAAAUACAAUAUCUUUUUAUAACGCAGAUGCAUUAAUCGAAUGUCGAGCUUAUAUAGCUAUUAUUGAUCUAAUGUCGUUCGAUAAUAGGGAAAUUUCGUAUGCGGCAACAGCAACUUUAGCUCGUUUAGCAACUUCGACUAAAAAUCGUCACAAAUUGGUUCGUGCUGGCGUUACCUUAAAACUUUUGCAUUUGGCCAGCAAAGGGAGUCUAUGUAUAAGACGCAAUGUAAUUGGUUCUUUGUUAAAUUUGACGAUGGAGGAGGAGGCCCAAGGAAUAUUCGUUGAUCAUGAUGGAAUGGAACUGUUAAUUGAACUUUUUCACAGUAGAGAUGAUGUUAUAAUUAAUUAUAGCGUUGGCAUAUUGUCAAAUUUGGCUAUGAAUGAACUUUAUAUAGAUCUAAUAAGCGAUAUAAGAUAUCGUAUACUAAUUGAACGUCUUGUUCAUUUUUUAAGCUCGUGGAACACAAGAAUUAAGGAACAGUCUUCCACCGCUUUAAAGAAUCUCAGUUGGCACGAAGGCUUACAAUUCGCUAUCGUUCAAAUGGGAGCACUGCCGGUUCUUGCAAAUUUAGUAACAUCCGGUAGCAUACUUUGCAAGAGAUCGGCCUUGGUUUGUGUUAGAAAUAUGGCGAUGAAUACCGUUAAUCACUCGGCAAUCGUACGAUCGAAACUAAUAAGACAUUUGCCAUCGAUUAUUCGAGGCCAUUCCAAGGACAAUGAACAAGUCUUACACGCUGUUGGAAUUGUUCGUAACCUAGCUCGAGGUGAACAUCUGGAAUAUCUGAUCGAACGAGGCUGUGCGUCAGCUUGUAUAGAUUCCUUUGCGAGCGUUGAACACAAAGACAAGGUCGUUUAUGAAGAGCUGACUCAGGCAAUUAUUUAUUUUGUUGAUACGGAAAGUGGUCGAUCAUUGGUGCUUAGAGGCAUUUCUCCUUUUACAAAAAGCCUUACUACUAUCUGUGAAUAUUCCCCAAAAUUGCGUUAUACUUGCCUAGCAAUUCUAGGGCAGUUGACUCAUGCCGACAUUAUUCCCGAGGAUGUUAUAAAAGAAUGCUUAGAUGACAUUUGUCUUAUUUGUCGGAACGCCAUCUCGGAUGAAGCAACCCUACACGUUGGUUUGUGGGCUUGUUUACCGAUCCUAAGAGACUCUGACGUUCGAAGAAGAAUGAUAAAGUUUGGUAUGAUAGAACUUUGCGCUCAAUAUUUGGAUCAUAGCCGUCAAUUGAUCCAACAAUUAGCAACAACAGUUCAUCAAUUACUAGUCAUCUGA
Dimorphilus gyrociliatus is the source of this 1807-nucleotide messenger RNA. The record is from the annotation of a GenBank genome assembly. Lineage: Eukaryota; Metazoa; Annelida; Polychaeta; Dinophilidae.